Molecule: messenger RNA, 465 nt
Organism: Paramecium primaurelia
Lineage: Eukaryota; Ciliophora; Oligohymenophorea; Peniculida; Parameciidae
Source: the annotation of a GenBank genome assembly
AUGUGUCACUAUAAAACUAUUUCUCAUCAAGAAUUGAUAGAAAUUAGUCUUGAAUUCGAAAAACUGCUUGAACCUUAAUUAAACUAAAAUAGUUCAAUUUUUACAAGUAAUAAUCUAGAUAAAUUUCUGAUAUAAGUUUCUUCGAUAAAGAGAACCUUCUUAAAGAUUUUAGAGCAGAAAGAAUUUAAAAUUGUUAUUAAAGUAUCUAUAUCUUAAUUUAGCUUAGCUUCUUAAAUAAUUAGGCUUUACAAUCCAUAAUUGAUAUUAAAAUUGAUUCAGGAAAUUUAUUAACAUUAUUAAAAUAUGUUUAAGGAAAAAUUAUAAACAGAACAAGUGUCUGAUGUUCAAAAGAUUCUUAUUAUGAUAUAAUCUAACUUAAAUAUUUAUAAAGGAGCACUAUCGAAAAUGAAAUAUAAAUAUAUAAUUAAACUAAUAUAAAUGAAUACAUAAAAUAAUAAUUAUUGA